AUGCCAGGCAGACGACGCGACAAGUUCUUGCGGUGGUUUCGGCCCCUGGAUCGAAAUUUAAUCGGGAGGGAUCAUCCGUCGCCAGGCUCUCAGUCUUUGUCUGUCUUAGCUCCCCCUCCACAAACCACUGUCCCAGAACUGACUGCGAAUUUCUACACUCAAAUCGCUUCCUCGUUUCAACCUCCGGAGAACACGCCCUCCAAGACGCAAUGGUCGCGCAAGUUUGGCUGGAUAGCUUUGACACAGACAUUAGCCCUUGUCAAGGAGGUUUCCGACCCUUUCCCCCCUUUGAAGGCGGCUGUAAGUGGGCUGUUGGUAGCGAUGGAUAGGAUAGAUGUAAGCAAGGUUCCCCUUCUGUUGGUACGACUUGAACAGCAAUAA
Heterobasidion irregulare TC 32-1 is the source of this 381-nucleotide messenger RNA. RefSeq lists its product as uncharacterized. The transcript has a single exon. The record is from RefSeq and is a predicted model, not a curated record. NCBI's taxonomy places the organism in Eukaryota, Fungi, Basidiomycota, Agaricomycetes, Russulales, Bondarzewiaceae. Bases 1 to 381 code for a protein of 126 amino acids.